Anopheles maculipalpis is the source of this 1911-nucleotide messenger RNA. Its product is annotated as DDB1- and CUL4-associated factor 10 homolog. The transcript has a single exon. Lineage: Eukaryota; Metazoa; Arthropoda; Insecta; Diptera; Culicidae. Gene Ontology annotation, molecular function: protein binding. Gene Ontology annotation, cellular component: Cul4-RING E3 ubiquitin ligase complex. The record is from RefSeq and is a predicted model, not a curated record. Bases 1 to 1911 code for a protein of 636 amino acids.
AUGAAUGCGCCGGGCGGGUCGUCGAAUAAAUACAUGCCACUCCAUCAGUGGUGCUCCCGUAGAGAGCGUGGUUUGGGUCCACGGUUUGGCGAUGCUGAUACAAUCCAUCGUACCAUCUACCGAUCGCUGGAGCCGAAGAAGAUCUGGAAUGACCCAGGCCGAUUCCCUGGGAUUGUGCGAGAUUACGGUGGUGCGUUCAAUUUAGAAUUUUCUCCCGAUGGAACGCUGCUGGUUGCAGCCUGUGAGAAGAAAUCGAUUGUACUGUUUGAUCCGCUGACAGAGAUCCAGAUAUGUGCUGUGAAGAAUGCACACACCGAGUGUGUGAACUGUAUAAAGUUUAUCGACGAUCGCAUAUUUGCCACCUGCUCCGAUGACACUACAGUCGCUCUGUGGGACAUCCGGAAUUUGACUACGAAGCUGCGCACUCUGAACGGACACAGCGGUUGGGUGAAAAACAUAGAGUACUCUAAGCGGGAUAGGAUGCUGUUAUCGUCCGGGUUCGAUGGUUCGAUUUACGCAUGGGAGAUAAACAACUUCACAGAGUAUGGUUCCGUGUAUCGGCGAGUACUUCACACGUCGGGUUUGUUGAGGUCGCGCUUAACACCCGACGAAAGCCGGCUAGUUCUGAGCAUGAGCAGCGGAUAUUUGAUGAUCAUUCACGAUCUUGAUCUUGCCAAUCUAGCCAGCGAUCUGGAUGGAUUCUAUCCCAAUGUGUACCGGCUGAUGCAGGUCGGCGGGCAGCUAAUUCCAAUGGCCGCACGCUUUAGACCGAUGUUUUACUCCAAGCGCAAGAAGAACCGCAUCGAGCUGGUAACAGAUUUUCCGCCCAACAACAAUCCGGAAAUUAUCAGCGGGUUGGCGAUUCAUCCGCAAGGCUGGUGUGCUCUAUCUCGAAACUUGUCUACGGACGAAACGACAGAAUAUUCAGUCGUGCACGAUAUACAAGCGUUGCCUCAGGACGAAGAAAUCGAUGAGGAUGAUGAGGAGGUGGUAGAGCGUGAGCAGGAACGUCGGGAGGAACAGGAAAUGGAGGUAGAGGAUUCAAUGAGCAGCGGGUCGGAUGUGACCUCUGGACCGCAACCAGGUACGAGCGGACUGUCCGGACGUUCGGCCAGAAACCCCAGUCAUAUGGGAAGCGUGUUUCGGUUGAAUGUUACCAUGCGUGAAAUGAUACCCUCGGUCGAUUCCAACAACGAACCAGCGGCUGCCAAUCCGGGUGCCAACAACGAACCAGAACCAUCCGGAAGCCGUAGCAAUUUAGUAACGGCACAGCGGCAGGAACAGCCUCACGGAGGGGAAGCGCCGGGUCCUAGUGCGCAGCCGGUAGUACCGACGGGAAGUGUUGGCCGUCAGAAUGGCCGUGGUAGGCGGGUCAUGGUAACGGGACGCUAUCUGCGUCAAGACAUCGCUAGCACCGACAUAUGGGCCACCGAGAUAACGUACCGUGAGCGUAAGAAUAUGCCUAACCCGCAGGUGCGCAACAAUCGCGGCCAAAUCUAUGGGAUAGUGUCGGGCGUUAGCUCUUCUUCGAGCAUCGGUUACACUGGAGCCGGUAGGAAACGUAUCACCGAAACGGUUGCCACCAAUACUCCCCGCAUGCUGUACUACAUCCAGGAAUCGAGCAUGAGACAGGCUUACAUCAAGGAAUCAUGCUUUUCACCGGACGGUCGUAUCAUUUGCUCACCACACGAAAAUGGUUUCCGCCUAUUGUCGUUCAAUGAAAAUUGUACCCAACUGCAACAUGCCACCGGAAUAUGGCGAAACCAGCAACCACAGCAGCUACAGGAACUGAAACAGAAGCAAUGCCAUUCAGCUAUGGUCGUAAGUAGUCAGUUCAGUUCCCGGUAUCCCCUGCUCGUUACGGGUUGUUUGCGGGGCAAAAUAGUCUGGCAUCAACCGGCAUUGCACUAA